Messenger RNA from Serendipita indica DSM 11827, 1305 nucleotides. The record is from the annotation of a GenBank genome assembly. NCBI's taxonomy places the organism in Eukaryota, Fungi, Basidiomycota, Agaricomycetes, Sebacinales, Serendipitaceae.
AUGUCCUCCAUUCGCAAACGCGCCUCGCGAGAGGCAGAAACAGACACGUCGGAACAGACUUCACAAUCCUCAGCGCCAAAAGGGAAGACGUCCAAGGCGUCGCCAACGCGGUUUGCUGGAAGCCGGGACGCCCUAGCGGCUAAUGUUCAAGAUAUCGGCGCAUUCGUAAUACUAUUCAUAUUGGACAUUGUAAAGACAGUUCUACAGCUCAUGAAGCAGCCUAUUGCGUUCGUAUUAGUCGGAUAUAUAAUCAUUGUAGUGAUAUCCUACACCGCAUCUUAUAUUGCAUCGCUUGUCGUCACUGGCCUCGCGCCGCUGUGUGCGCUUCCGCUCGCGACCAUGGUCCCUGCUUGCCGGCAUCUUUCACAGUCGACUACGACGCAGACAAGAGCACCAGAACCUCGAUAUCCGGAUCUCGUCGCACUACAAACCCGCUUCGAAACCGUCAUGGAGUCCGCUGGCUUGGGCACCAAUCUGGCGAUGGAUAUGAAGAACUCGGAGAUGGCAGUCCGAGAUUUGAACACCUUGGUCAAACUCUCAGACUUGGUUUCGAAGGAUCUCCUCGCUUCGUCGCUCGACAAGUUUAUUGUAUCAGCGAAAGAUGCGAGCCGACAUUUGACCAGACUAGAUUCUGGUGUAGGCGGUGCUGUUGACUCGAUUCUCGCAAUGGACGACUUUGCUAUCAAGACGCUCGAGAGGAUAGAUCAACAUGAAAAGUCCAGGACGAUUCUAAACUCAGUUCUCUUUCCCUUUAGUUCUGGCGUGUCGACGCGGAAGCAGCUCAUGGACACGUUCAAUCAGGCGGCAGGAUUGAUGGAGUCAAAUCUUCGGCGCCUGAUUGAGAUAUCCGUUGCGACGUCAACCAUAUUGAAUCAAUUGGAGUCACAACUCGUCGUGAUUCACGAAAUUGUGUCUCGAGAGGAAGGAAAUACCAAGAUGCGAAGAGAGGAAGUGCUGGCAGAUCUAUGGACAUACGUGGGAGCCAACCGUGCCAAACUUGCCAACUUUGCAUCGCAUCGGUCGUUACUCUCCCAGGUGGCGACCUAUCGAUCCGCUGCUGCCGUCCAGGUAGGCGGUACGCUUGUCCAGUUGGAGAAACUCGCAUCGGAUUUGGAUGAACUACGAGAGCGUGUGAGCACGCCGUUACUUGCGGAUGAAGCGAGCGUUCCAAUAGAGGUGCAUAUCACGACGCUCCGCAAGGGCGUGCAGCGUCUGAGUGAGGGACGUGGGCGGGCAAGGAAUCGGGAAGAACAGGUUCUCAAACGGAUUCUAGAUGGCCCACAAUACCCAGAGUUGAGCUCGUAA